Anoplopoma fimbria (sablefish) is the source of this 3749-nucleotide messenger RNA. RefSeq names its product netrin-4-like. Gene Ontology annotation, molecular function: protein binding. The coding region runs from base 257 to 2170 and encodes 637 amino acids. Lineage: Eukaryota; Metazoa; Chordata; Actinopteri; Perciformes; Anoplopomatidae. Gene Ontology annotation, cellular component: laminin trimer. The transcript has 10 exons. The record is from RefSeq and is a predicted model, not a curated record. Gene Ontology annotation, biological process: substrate adhesion-dependent cell spreading; basement membrane assembly; cell migration.
UAAUUUAAGGAUGAUGAGCGCUCAGAUAAUACGACUUAAAUCUAUUUCUACACCGUGACAGACGGGAUUAAGCUCACGUGCGAGUCUCUUGACUUUCUUUAUAAUAAUAAUAUUAUUUUCAAGUAAUUAUUUUGUAUCGGAAAGAAACAUGAUGGAUUAUUAACGACUGGAUAUCCUUGGAUCAAACUGUUGAGGUCGCGCCCAAACUUUAUUAUACAACAGGUGGCUUUAUGCUGAAGAUAACGACUCGUUCAGGAUGAGACUGUGGACUUUACUUGUCAUCAUCCCGGUGUGCGCAUCAUCUCCUCUGCCAGCCGAAACGUCUAAAUCCAAAGCUCCAGCUGUGGAGAGCCGCUGCUCCGGCCGAGCCUGCAACCCCCGCAUGGGCAACCUGGCCCGGGGCAGAACGCUGAGCACCCACUCGGUCUGCGGCUCCAACUUCUCGGAGCCCUACUGCGUCUUCAGAGAGCCUGCUUCUCCCCGGAGCAGGGAGUCCUGCUCUGCGGCAAAAUGCAGCAAGUGCAACUCUGCCAACCCCGUCCAGGCGCACCCUCCCUCGGCCAUGAGCGACUCCUCUUUCCGCUACCCGAACACCUGGUGGCAGUCGGCCGAGGGGGUGAAGGAGGAAACGCUCCAGCUCGACCUGGAGACGGAGUUCCUCCUCACCCAUCUCAUCCUGGUGUUUCGCUCACCCCGCCCGGCUGCCAUGGUGCUGGAGCGCUCCCAGGACCGGGGGCUCAGGUGGAAGGCCCUCAGGUAUUUUGCCAGAGACUGUGAGGAGGCGUUCGGCCUGGCAGAGGGGUCGCCCGUCGGGGAGAGCGGAGCGACUUGCACCUCCAAGUAUUCAGGAGCUUCCCCUUGUACCAGAGGAGAGGUGAUCUAUCGAGCUCUGUCGCCAUGGCACUCAGUGGAUCCGUAUGGACCAGCCGCCCAGGACCAGCUCAUGAUCACCAACCUCAGAGUCCGUCUGCUGCAGCGCCAGCAGUGUCCCUGCCAGGCCAAACAUCCCGGUGCUGCUGACCUCCCCACAGACCACUAUGCCAUCUAUGAUUUUAUUGUGAAAGGCAGCUGCCUUUGCAAUGGACAUGCUGAUCACUGUGUACCAGCCGGGGGCUACAGACCCAACCAACAGAAGACCAACAACAUGGUCCACGGCAAUUGUGUUUGCAGACACAACACAGCCGGAGACCACUGCGAGCGCUGUGCCCCCCUCUACAAUGACCAACCCUGGCAGGCUGCCAACGGCAUCACAGGGACGCCACACGAGUGCCAGAAGUGCAAGUGUAAUGGUCACGCCAAGAGCUGUCACUUCAGUCGUGGAUUGUGGCUAGCGGCAGGACGGCGGAGUGGAGGCGUGUGUGACGACUGCGACCACAACACAGAGGGCCGUCACUGCCAGAACUGUAGGAGGGGCUUCUUCAGAGACCCCAGCCGACCAAAAACUGCCACCGACUCCUGCAAAGCCUGUUCCUGCCACCCUGUGGGCUCUGUCCUCUCAGGAGGUAGCACUCUCUGUAACCCCAGCAGCGGGGAGUGCACUUGUAAGCCCGGUGUUGGAGGCCCCCGCUGUGACAGCUGCAUGCUGGGAUACUGGGGGCUUCACGAAUACGGCUGCCGUCCGUGUGACUGCACAGGGGACUGUGACCCCUACACCGGUGACUGCAUUUCUGGCUCAGAUGUGGAGGUCUUCUAUACAGCCACCGGCCACAUGGGACACAGCAGCAAUAAUAGUGAGACGGCACUCUUUAGGCUAGAGGAGCUUUUCUCUGCACUGCACCACUCCGAGAAAUGUGAGUGUGUAGAAGUUACACUUGGCAACACGAAACUCUUCUGUGCUGCGGAGUAUGACUAUGUGCUGGUGGUGAAGGUAAUGUCAGCUCACGAUAAAGGCUCCCAUGCAGAGGUGGAGGUCAAGGUCAAGAAAGUCUUGUACCAGAACCCCCGGAUGAAGCUCCAGAGGGGAAGCGUCACCCUUUACCCAGAAUCCUGGACCAUCCAAGGCUGUACCUGUCCCAUCCUCAACCCAGGAUCUGAAUAUGUCGUGGCUGGUCAUGAAGACUGGCAGACUGGCCGACUGAUGAUCAACACCAAGAGCCUGAUUAAAGCGUGGAGGUCAACCCUGGGAAGUAAAAUUCUCCACAUCCUCAGAACAGACUGUGGCCGCCGGUAGAGCAUCGGCAAAAAUCACAGAGGGAAUGCAGAGGUGGAGGAUGAUCUGUGACAUACCGGAGUGUGCAGAAUGAACAGAGCAUCUGUUUGAAAUAGGCAUUGCUUUGACACUAAAAUGAAAGCAAAAUCUAAUGCCUACUACAGGGAUUUGACUGAUUGUUCUGUGCCUCAAGCGGAGUGCACAUCCUCAGGAAACUGCUACAAUGCCACAGUGCUGUGGUUGUUAGCCUGAGGUAGAAAUAGGCACAAAACCUCACAUGACUGCAGUCACUUAAGAGUCAAAACGGAACAAAGCAAGCCAUAAAGACAUUCAUCUGAACAAAGACAAAGCUGAUGGUGGAAUUUCAUUCCUGUGUUACUGUAUAUUUUCCUGGUUAUUUAUAAACAAUAAGCAAAGCAUGUAUCACACUUUAUUUCCUGGCCAAACUUCCUGUCCGAGUUUAUGAGCCAGUCACGUCCUAAUGCAUCAAUUUCAUUGAGAGCUGUUUACUUUGAUAUCUUGCAAAGGCGCGGAGUGAAUUAUCCUUAGUCGUCUCACAGAUAUUGCCGAUAAAUCAUGAAUGAAGUCAACAGCUGAAUGUGUGUGAGUGUGGAUGUGUGUGUUUGCCUGAUGUCCUUGGCAGAGAGUCGGGGACUGUGCAGGUCAGAACAAGCAACUCCUGGAUGAGAGGAAAGGAUGGAAAAAAUACAUUAAAGGAAUCAGAAGGCUUAAUCUGAACAGCUCUGCUCAGCGCCGGAAAAACUCGCCAGCCUGCUGUCUGACGAGAGCAAAACACACUCUACUCCCACCAUCUCAGGCACUGGUGUACAUACAACCGGGUAAAACACUUUUUUUUGCUCUCACAGCUGUUUCAGCUACAAGAGUGUGUCAUUGUCGGGUUGCUCCUCAGAUUCUGUGAGGAUUUUUUUGCUGUCCUCGAUCGACCUGCUUCCUUGUGAGGAGGUUUCACUUAAGAAGGCAUCUCCAAACGCGACCCUGUGGGAGCCAGUGUGUUUGUUUGUUUGUUUGUGUGUGUGAGAAAGAGCACACACUCUUAACAUAUGCUCCCCUUUUUGCCCUGUGACUCCGGCCGCCCCAAAAUAAACAUGUAUUAAAAGCCCAUUGACAUCACAGUGUAUCAGAUCCAGAGUCCACAGGCACAUUUUUGAGCCGGGCCCAGUUAAGAAUAGGUCUGAUCCGCUGUCUCCAAGGAGAAGGACAAACUCUGUGAGGAGACAUGGUGCAUUCCUCAAACGUGACAUCAACGCUCAUGUCCUUGUCCCAAAGACUUUAACAAAAUAAGAGAAAUGGGCUGAAUUUUUUUGUAAAGGACAAAGUGGUGAUUUAAGGGGCUUGAAUGUACUCUGCCAUCAAUGUGAUAUUUCUAUUGCUAUUUCUGUGUGUCCUAUAUUGUUUUCUUUCCAUCUAGACUGCAUAAACGACCAGUCGGUGUGCUCAUUCUUAACGCUUCAGGGAAAAGUGUGUUUGUUUCCAUGGUGGCAUUAUGUUAGAGCACAAGACUAUGAAUAGCCUGAUGUGUCUUACUGUCAUAUCCUCACUAGUGCAGGUGGCUGACUGAUGUUUGACCCAUGUUUUAGUA